CCCGCUGGACUGGGAACAUGGCGCGGCCGCCGGCGAGCCUCGGGGCCCAGGCGCCGGGUCCCGACCGAGGGGAAGCCAACGUGGUGACGCGGGUGUCGCAGUGGGCGGACAGCCACCUGCGCCUUGUCCAGAACAUCAGCACUGGAAUGGCCAUAGCGGGGAUGAUAUUGCUAAUAAGAAGUGUUAGACUGACAUCCAAAUUUACGACCUCUUCAGAUAUUCCAGUAGAAUUUAUAAGAAAGAAAGUUAAGCUUCGUGGCCGAUUACACCGGAUAACUGAAUGUGGUCUAGAAAUUGAACAUAUCCCCAUUAGUUUACCUCUUAUAUCUUCGUGGAAACAAGAACCCCGUGGGGUUUUGCUGGUUAAGCUGGCUGGAGUAGAACUCACUGAAACCGGCAAGGUGUGGUUACAGAAAGAGCUAAAACCUUCCCAGCUACUAUGGUUCCAGCUUCUUGGAAAGGAGAAUUCGACACUCUUUUGCUACCUUUUAGUGAAAAAGGGUGGAUAUUUUAAUGUGAAUCUGAAUGAGGAGAUUUUGAGAAGAGGCUUGGGGAAAACCAUUCUUGUUAAAGGCCUAAAUAAUGACUCCAAAACCCACUGGAAAAUCCACCGAAACCUACUUAAGGCUGAAUUGAAAGCCUUAAAAAAAGGAGAAGGAAUAUGGAAGGAAGAAUCUGAAAAAGCAAGUUAUUUUGUAAAAUUCAAAGAUUCCUGGAGAGAGCGAUGGAAAAAGGACAAUUAUUUAAAAACAGCCAGACCAGAUUUCAACUUGACCAAAGAGAGUUAUUAUGACAGGUUUCAGAGGGCUUGUGGAAGCUGGAAGGACAGCAUGGGCAACUACUCUUUAGUUUUGAAACUCAGAGAACUUGUGAGCCGCUUACACUUUAGGAAAAAAGGAUGAAGCAUCUGCGAAGUCUAGAGAUGACCUCUUAAACAGUGAAAAGCGUAACUGCAUGACCACUUUUCAUUGAGUGAAAACGGAAAUUUCUUCAGGUGACCAAACUUUCAGUCUAGUGGUACUUGACAAAACCAUUGUUAACAUCGGAAUCCAUUUGAACGACUUAUUAUCAAUGUAAAAAUGACACACUGUAAAAAGGUCUCUGGGAGAAGGAUGUGUAUAUAUAGAACUGAUGUUUUGCUUUGUCCUUCUUCCUCCCUGUUCCCUAGUGCCAGGGACUGAACUCAGGGCCCAGGCACUCAGGACUACUGAGCUACAUUGCCAGCCCUGAAGUGCUAAUGUCUGAAGAGAAAGUUGAAGUAUUGACUGUUACAUUAGUUAUUUGGGGCAGCCGUAUUUAAUAUUGGUUUUUUAAUGUUAUCAACUUUAUAAUAAAGGAAUUUU
This is a messenger RNA of Psammomys obesus (fat sand rat), 1343 nucleotides long. RefSeq names its product chromosome unknown C3orf33 homolog (gene Miso1). NCBI's taxonomy places the organism in Eukaryota, Metazoa, Chordata, Mammalia, Rodentia, Muridae. The transcript has 5 exons. The record is from RefSeq and is a predicted model, not a curated record. Bases 18 to 902 code for a protein of 294 amino acids.